AACCAAACUCAAAAAAACACCAUCCACAUGCCAAAUAUAUUAUAUACUAUUCAUAUACUAUAAUAAUAAUUUAUAGUACCUUCCAAAAAUAAUAAUAUUAUAUAGUAGAUGCAGAGUGAAAAUGCCAGAGAAAAACUCUGCAAGUAGUACACUUACAAACAAAAUCAUAAGUUGUGGCUGAGAAAAAUUUAAGCUAUUUUUUUCUUCCAAACACCCCCUUACCGCUUCCUAAAAAGGAAACAUUGCAUUUUUCAAUUCCAUUAAGGAGAGCAACAUUUCUCCUUCUCUUUCACACCAAAAAAAAAAAAUUUACCUUAAUUGGUGCAAAACAAUUCUCAACUUUUUUUCUCUGAAUUUUCAAGCACUAGCUAGCAAAGUGUGAAAAUUGAUCAAGGAAUUACUACUAGCCAAUUAGGAUCCAUGCUAGCUGUGUCACCAUUAAUGUGUAGCACAAGAGAUGAAAGCCAAAGAGAAAUGGAGGAGAAUUUAUCAAUUGGAACAUGUGAUUUUGCUGAUCUUUCCGAAGGAAACUUAUUGGAAAGCAUCAAUUUCGAAUUCGAUGAUGAUUUCUUCGUAUGCUUUGACGAUGGAGAUGUGUUACCGGAUCUUGAAAUGGACCCGGAAAUGCUUGCUGAAUUUUCCCUCAGCAGCGGUGAGGAAUCGGAGAUGAAUUCAUCGGUUACAAUUGCGAAUAGCAAAUCUUUUGAUGAUGGGAAUAUAGUUAGUAUUGAGAAAAUAAUUCAAGAUGAUGAGAAAGUAGGUUCUUCUUCAGAUUCGGGUUCGAGCCGCAUGGAGGAAAUUGUUAGCAAAAGAGAUGAAUCUGUGGUGGUGAAUCCAUUGCCUAAGGGUGAGAAAGGAAGAAAAUCAUCAUCUCAAUCAAAAAAUAAUCAUCAAGGGAAGAGAAAAGUGAAGGUGGAUUGGACCCCAGAAUUGCAUAGAAGAUUCGUACAAGCAGUGGAGCAGCUAGGUGUGGAUAAGGCUGUACCUUCAAGAAUUUUGGAAAUUAUGGGAAUUGACUGCCUCACCCGCCAUAACAUUGCUAGUCACCUUCAAAAAUAUCGAUCGCAUAGGAAGCAUUUGCUAGCACGCGAAGCUGAAGCAGCAAGUUGGAGUCAAAGAAGGCAAAUGUUUGGAACAAGUAGAGGAGGAGUAGGAGGAAAGAGAGAUAUUGUGAAUCAUCAUUGGGUUGCACCAACCAUGGGUUUUCCUCCCAUGACACCAGUACACCAUUUUAGACCUCUACAUGUAUGGGGUCACCAUCCUAUGGAUCAGUCCUAUAUGCACAUGUGGCCUAAAUAUUCGCCGCACCAGCCAUCAGCUAAUUGGGCGGCACCUCCACAGGCAGCUCUGCCUCCUAAUGCUUCGUAUUGGCACCAACGAGCUCCAAAUGCACCAACCGCAGGAACACCGUGUUUUCCACAGCCUCUGACAACAACGAGAUUCGUCUCUCCGGCUAUUCCAGGCAUUCCACCACCCCAUGCGAUGUACCAAGUAGAUCCCGUUGUUCUCGUCCCUGGCGGUCAACAAUCUCCUCCGCCUCUAUUAGACUUCCAUCCGUCAAAUGAGAGCAUAGAUGCAGCAAUUAGUGAUGUAUUAUCAAAACCAUAUUUACCAUUGCCACUUGGCCUUAAAGCUCCAGCACUUGAAGGUGUGAUGGGUGAAUUACAGAGACAAGGAAUUCCAAAAAUUCCACCCUCUUGUGCUUGAACAUAUGCAAAAGGCAACGAAACCCUAAUUCGUCGAAUUUUCAUAUUCUCACUUCUUUUUGUCUGUUUGAGCAAAAAGAGUGAAGGACAAUAAUUAAUAUUAUAUAUAUAAUGAAAACUUUCUUUGUUCAUAUUUCUAUAUCAAGCUAAUAGACCAGCACAAAACGUUUAACUCGAGCUUUUGUUAUAUAUUACUAAGCUAGUAUAUAUAACCUAAUGCCAAAUGUGUGAGAGAGAGAUUAUAAGGCUGUAAUUUUUGUAUUGGCCAAGGAAGAUGAUAUUAUGAGAUUAAUAAUAAUGAUAUUAUGAGACUAAUAUUAUA
Messenger RNA from Trifolium pratense (red clover), 2028 nucleotides. RefSeq names its product probable transcription factor GLK1. The transcript has 7 exons. Gene Ontology annotation, biological process: positive regulation of DNA-templated transcription. The record is from RefSeq and is a predicted model, not a curated record. Gene Ontology annotation, cellular component: nucleus. NCBI's taxonomy places the organism in Eukaryota, Viridiplantae, Streptophyta, Magnoliopsida, Fabales, Fabaceae. Gene Ontology annotation, molecular function: transcription cis-regulatory region binding; DNA-binding transcription factor activity. The coding region runs from base 421 to 1707 and encodes 428 amino acids.